This is a messenger RNA of Harpia harpyja (harpy eagle), 753 nucleotides long. Its product is annotated as RNA helicase Mov10l1-like. The coding region runs from base 1 to 753 and encodes 250 amino acids. The record is from RefSeq and is a predicted model, not a curated record. NCBI's taxonomy places the organism in Eukaryota, Metazoa, Chordata, Aves, Accipitriformes, Accipitridae. The transcript is spliced from 6 exons.
AUGCUCGGCCUCUUUUCUAAGGUGCUCUCCUACUUCUGGAGACGUGCAGGUGACGAGGAAAGAGAAGAUGAGAGAUGGGCGGCCUCAGGUGAUAAAGAAUUAAAAACUGUACAAGGAGUAGUGACAAGAUUUUGCCAUGAUUAUGGGAUGAUAGAUGACAUGAUAAUCUUCACGAAGGAUGCUGUUACAAAAAAUAUGCCUCUGACUGUUGGACAGGAAGUUACUGCCACUGUUGAAGAGGAUAAAACAUCAGGUGGCUUGAAGGCUAUCAGGGUAGAUGCAGCCCAGAAUACGUGGGGAGAGUCCAAUCCUACCUGUGAUGCUUCUGAACUAAAUAUGAAAAUAUUAAUUGGCAAUAUUACCUCUCUCUCUAAGGAUGGUGGCUAUAUUAAUCAGAAUACUUUUUUUGCAAUGGAAGACGUCUGUGAAGGUUUCAAACCUUGUGAAGGUGACUGGGUGCAAGCGAAAUAUUUUAUUAACCCAACAACAUGGAACAGUGAAGCAGUUGCUGUAAAGCCUUUGAGAUAUAAGCAAAUAGAUAAGGUUCGCAUUUCCAGCAUCUGUGGAAGAAGUGGUACAGUAGAUGACAGUAUAUUUUUCACUUUGGAUUCAUUGAGACUUCCUGAUGGCUAUUCACCUUGUAAACAUGAUCUAGUGAACACGAUUGUGGUGGAGAGCAAUCAGUCGUGUUAUAUUUGGAGAGCUCUCUGCUUGGUGCCAGUCAGCCAGGAUAGUGAGGACUUUACUGUUUGA